AGCCGAGGGAACUCAAACUCAGAUAGGUCGAAGAAGGCCUUGAUUUAGAGUGGAGAGGGUUCAAACCGCAUCUUGACGCUUCUUCAGCCCUCGGCCAUGUUCUUUGCUGUGGAUGUUGCCCCCUGGGAACCAGGUGACUGGCCAAAGGCCUAUGCCACAUCUCCCUACAUGAGCACCAACAGUUGGGUGUUCUUCAGGUUCCUCGUGCUACUCUUCUUCGUGGGGCACUUCGUUGCACAUUUGGUUACUUACUGGCCGGGUGAACAGUUCACGUACUUUAUCUACCUCUCCCGAUGGACAAUUGCAUGCGAAGUUGUGCAGGAAUGCAUCUACUUCUUGCUUGCCUUUUGGGGCUCUGUCCUCGUGGAGAAUGGUCUGAAGACUCCAACCCUUCCUGUCCUGGUGAAAAUCCACAUGGCCUUGAAGUGCAUGGUCCUGCCCACAUGCUUGCUCUCGUCAGGACUCUAUUGGGCGUUUUCGCCCUUUUUGCCACCACCCUACAUCAGUGCCGCCAUGCAUGGAGGUGAUGUGAUUGUGAUUCAUCUCAGUUUCUUCCUUGGGCGUUUUCCUUAUGCCUUCAACAAGUGUGGCUAUAUCCUUUUGUGGGCUGGAAGCUAUAGUAUUUUCACCGUGCUCCAUUUCCUUCUCAAAAUUGGCACUGAUGAUUCGGCACCUUGCGCAGAGUACCCCCUGAAUGAGUGCCCUGUCUAUGCUGACAUCGAUUGGCAUCAUCCCAAACACACAGCACUGCUGGCCUUUGGAGGGGCACUAGUUGCUACUCCCUUGCUGGGUGGGCUGUACACUGGUUUGACCAUGCUACGUGACCGGUGCGACAAUAGUGCCAAAGUGAUGCGCGAAGCCACAUUGCUCCCACAAGAAGAAAAUGUGAAGCUGCAGUCAGGCCCGCACCCGUCAGAUCAACUCAAGUGCGGCUUGAACUGCGGGGUCUGAAAGCAUGAAGCUCCAUUUUCUUAUCGUCUCACUGACUCCUCUGCGCAUAGAGAGCAAUUUACUUGAGACCUUGCUCUGGCAGUUGUGGGCGGAAGAAUUACACCUGCAGAAGCCACAACUGCGGGAGGGUUGUGUAGACUCGAUUUUGCCUGCGACGCUACAGAGAAAAACUUUGCUUUGAAGGAUUAGUUUGAAACGGGCUUGAAA
Molecule: messenger RNA, 1158 nt
Organism: Cladocopium goreaui
Lineage: Eukaryota; Dinophyceae; Suessiales; Symbiodiniaceae
Source: the annotation of a GenBank genome assembly